CCCUGAGCACCCCCCCAAAGAGGAAUCUCCGCGUGGAGCAACAGCGUCAUCGCAAUCGCAGCUUUCCCCGGAAAUCUUCCCGCGAACUUAUUGUCCUUGUACGAUUGGAGUUGUUCACAUUUAUCCCCUUGCCUUAUCGACGACGGUUUCGAUGUGACAUCCCACGUUCGCUACAAUUAUACCCUUUCAUUUUUGGAAAAUCUAUCUAUAGACAUUGUCACUGGAAUGAAAUGAGCGGCGAGCCUUGUCGUCCGGGGCUACAUCCGCUUUCACAUCUCAAAGCUGGGCCGACAACGUCCAGCUCCAAGUCAACAGCUUCGGCAAAUGUGCGGCCAUCUUCUCGGGCUUCACAUAGACCCCGGCUACAUAAGGCCUCUAGCCGGGAUACUCAGACUGACGCGACGGGCGACAAGGCAACUGCCGCUUUAAUCCGUCGCGUCCUAUGUUCCCAGCCGAGUAACUUCGGAGGCGCACCAACGUCACUGUCCCCGGAAGAAUUGUUACCUCCACUUACAAGCUCGAAUGAAGUGGAUCGUGAGCUGUAUGCCUUGAUCGCGGUUAUCAUUAAAGAAUUCGUCUUCUCCUGGUAUUCAAAAAUUACAUCGGAUCAGGUUCUCGUCAGCGAAGUCAUCCAGGUGAUUGCGCAUUGUACGCGAGCAGUGGAACAGAGACUGCGCGACACUGAUGUUUCACAGCUAGUUCUGGACGAGAUACCGACUUUGGUUGAAGAGCAUAUUAUCUCGUACAGACUAGCCAGAGAACAGUCUCAGCUAUCUGGUCUUACCUCCCCUGCUCGCGAGAUCUAUCAUAGUCUUAACCCUCAUCCGAGCCUUUCUCCAAUCCCAGACCCGACGGAUACCCACACCGUCACCCAGCAAGCCGAUAAUGAAGCCAGAUAUAGACAAUUAUUGGUGAGCGGGGUGUUGGCUGUGCUCCUGCCAACAGAGGAUUUAAAGAAUGCCUGCUUGCGGACGCUAGUUUGUGAUAUCUUGGCAGAUCUAAUCAUUGGAAAUCAAGUUAGUGGGAAGAUGUGCGAGGGGUGGUUCUUGUGGGAGAGUGUCACAAAGCUGAUUGACCUGGUGGGAAGUCACCAGAGUCAUGAGAUUGAUGCAACAACAGCAGUACCACAUAGAAAGAAUCAGUUACAGAAGUUCAACCUGCUAUCUCCCCAGGAGGACUUCCAGGAACAUCAUUCGUCGUCAAGUGUCCAAUUGCGGGUCCCAGAUUGGGCGUGGAAAAUCCUUCAAUUCGCCUUCCUAGCCUACGUGACCUUACGUUUCAUUGUGACGGGCAUUUUUCGCGUUGCAUCCACUCCAGUGACCUCGUCGCCUUUUACCGGCAACGCAAUCGAGGCGUCCGCUUCAUGCAACCCUCCCCGGAAGCGUCCCAUUCUCAAUUAUGGACUAUACGGCAUGUUUUCGCAACUACUAGAUAUUCCCCGGCGGAUGCCAUGGUUGGGAGGGCUGCUGGCACUCUUUCAAUACUUGAUCUUAGCAGGUCCAGGUCGAUUAGGUGACACUGAUAGUGUUCUUGACAGGUGAGUUGUACAUUUAUUUUGGGUGUCUUUUUUCUUUUCUUUUUUUUUCUUUUUUUUCAUUCCCUUUUCUCUCAUUCCCGCGAAGUCACCUGUGCUUCUUAUCACUCGUUUAUCAGAUGAGACCGGAGUAACUUUAGGAGGGCGGGACUUUAACUGUGGAGAAGCGGUACGGUUCGAUAUCCGAACUAUGAUCGACGCUGGUACUGGAAAGUACCCUUUCCUGUCAAGGCAUCUAAGACGAGUCAUUGGAAGAUGGUCGAGAAGCCCAGCGGGACAACGAUGCAACUGAUGCGCAUUGCUCGCAUGCUGCAACGAUCACUUGAUCUGGGUGUGGAUGCACAGGCCAUCCUUCAUUUUCCCAGUUUCUGACCCUGAUUCGCCCGCUGGGCCCCUGCACGGCCGUACUGUCAUUACGAGGUGUGACCGGCGCGUACUGGUAACUUACUGUGU
Molecule: messenger RNA, 1987 nt
Organism: Aspergillus pseudotamarii
Lineage: Eukaryota; Fungi; Ascomycota; Eurotiomycetes; Eurotiales; Aspergillaceae
Product: PXA domain-containing protein
Exons: 2
Coding region: 231-1541 (436 amino acids)
Biological process (GO): protein targeting to lysosome; endosome to lysosome transport; early endosome to late endosome transport
Cellular component (GO): extrinsic component of endosome membrane; late endosome; early endosome
Molecular function (GO): phosphatidylinositol binding
Source: RefSeq, a predicted model, not a curated record